This is a messenger RNA of Chaetura pelagica (chimney swift), 2200 nucleotides long. RefSeq names its product solute carrier family 24 (sodium/potassium/calcium exchanger), member 1 (gene SLC24A1). Bases 63 to 2045 code for a protein of 660 amino acids. Gene Ontology annotation, cellular component: membrane. Lineage: Eukaryota; Metazoa; Chordata; Aves; Apodiformes; Apodidae. Gene Ontology annotation, molecular function: calcium channel activity; calcium, potassium:sodium antiporter activity. Gene Ontology annotation, biological process: intracellular calcium ion homeostasis; long-term synaptic potentiation; calcium ion transmembrane transport. The transcript has 9 exons. The record is from RefSeq and is a predicted model, not a curated record.
GCUGAUCCAGGGAAGGCUGAAGUGGCUUCUGGACACAGCUUGGACUUUGGAACCUUUAGGAAAUGCAUUUACCACGGAGACGGCGGCUACAAUGGAACCGAAUCUUUUUCUUGCUUGCCAUGGUGUUGGUCCUCUCUCUCUAUCAGCUCCAGCUCAGCCCCUCUGCCCUUCCAGCACCACACACAGCCCCCCAACCCACGGACCAUGUCAAAGUGACCUCCAGGGACCUCUCCAGCAACAAGACUGCCAAAACGGGCAAUAUCACAGCAGCAACCAAAAUCAAGCACUGUAUAUACGUGGAUCCUGAGCCAACUGUGCCCAUCACUACAUCAGUGGAUACAACACCACAGAGAGAAAAUGACAGUGAAACCUACCCAGAUAGAAAGCCACCACAUGAGUCCAAAGGAGAAUAUCCCAGAGACCUAUUCAGUGUGGAAGAACGCAGGCAAGGGUGGGUUGUACUUCACGUCUUUGGCAUGAUGUAUGUAUUUGUGGCCUUGGCCAUAGUGUGUGAUGAGUAUUUUGUCCCUGCUUUGGGAGUGAUCACAGAGAAGCUGGAGAUCUCUGAAGAUGUGGCUGGAGCCACCUUCAUGGCAGCAGGUGGAUCAGCACCAGAACUCUUCACCUCCCUCAUAGGUGUCUUCAUCUCACACAGCAAUGUGGGCAUCGGUACCAUUGUGGGCUCUGCAGUGUUUAAUAUCCUCUUUGUCAUUGGCACCUGUGCCCUCUUCUCAAGGGAGAUACUCCACCUGACAUGGUGGCCAUUAUUUAGAGACAUCUCAUUCUACAUUGUAGACUUACUGAUGCUCAUCCUGUUUUUCCUAGACAGUGUCAUCAAUUGGUGGGAAAGCCUCCUUUUACUGACUGCUUAUGCCACUUAUGUGUUCACUAUGAAACACAACGUGUCUCUAGAGCAAUGGGUGAAGCAGCAGCUGAACAUGAAGCUAAAUGCUGUGCAGGCAGAGUCAGCAGAGGAUAUAAGGAAGGAAAGCAGUGGGGCAGUUGCAGAUGAUGGAACAAAGAAGCCAGCAGAUGAGAGGAAUCUGCAGCCUGGGUCAGCCUUACAGCGAGGCAGCAGCUCAGCCUCCCUUCACAACACCCAGAUGCGCAGCACCAUCUUCCAACUCAUGAUCCACACCCUGGACCCCCUGGCAGAAGCAAAAUUUAAAGACAGGGUUGACAUGCUGAACAACAUAGCCAAGGCCCAAGUAGAGGCUGCAAGUGGACAAGGAUCAAAACCAGAAGCAGAGGAGGAAAAGAAGACAUCCAGCAGCCUUCAAGUAACUCCUGCCAGUGACUCUGAACCCAGCAAACAGAAGGCAGAUGCACCACAGGAUGGAGAGGCCUCUUCGGGCAGUGACAGCUCAGAAGACAGCAGCUCUGAAGAAGACAGUGAUAAUGACAGCACAGAUGAUGAUGAAAACGAAGAACCAUUAUCUCUUGAAUGGCCAGAAACUAGGAAAAAACAAGCAAUUUACCUCUUCCUUUUUCCCAUUGUCUUCCCUCUCUGGAGCACUAUACCUGAUGUCAGAAACCCAGAUUCAAAAAAAUUCUUUGUCAUCACAUUUUUUGGAGCCAUCAUCUGGAUUGCUGUGUUCUCUUACCUCAUGGUGUGGUGGGCUCACCAGGUUGGUGAAACAAUCGGGAUAUCAGAGGAAAUUAUGGGGUUAACCAUCCUGGCAGCAGGAACCUCCAUCCCUGACCUCAUCACCAGUGUCAUUGUUGCACGGAAAGGCUUAGGGGACAUGGCUGUGUCCAGCUCUGUGGGCAGCAACAUCUUCGAUAUCACUGUUGGUUUGCCGGUUCCUUGGUUCCUUUAUUCUGUCAUCAACGGCCUCAGCCCAGUUGCAGUCAGUAGCAAUGGUUUGUUUUGUGCAAUUGUUCUCCUUUUUCUCAUGCUCUUAUUUGUGAUUAUCUCCAUCGCUGCAUGUAAAUGGAAAAUGAACAAACUACUGGGGCUCACUAUGUUUGGUCUUUACUUUGUGUUUCUGAUCAUCAGUGUGAUGUUAGAAGACAAGAUAAUAUCAUGCCCAGUAUCUGUAUGACAUCUGGGCACUUCCAUCUGUAUGUAAACAUACAUGAAAAUCAAAAGGGGUUUAAGGUAGCAAUUGUUCUACUGAAAAAAGCAACCAUAAUUAUAACAAACUUACUGAGAAUAAAAUAUCUUUAACAUACUAAAAAAUUAAUUAAUCAAUCUCAA